Menidia menidia (Atlantic silverside) is the source of this 1584-nucleotide messenger RNA. NCBI's taxonomy places the organism in Eukaryota, Metazoa, Chordata, Actinopteri, Atheriniformes, Atherinopsidae. The record is from the annotation of a GenBank genome assembly.
UCUAACGCCCUUUCCCCACCGGAGGAUUAUAGAUGUGGGACGGGAGCGAUGGAAAGAUGGCGUCGGCUUUGGUACAGAUGUCAUGUUUGUACCGGGGAAGGUUAGCGGUCAGGGCAACUGGCAUCAGGACACUGAUUCCUGGACUGGUCCCGGUACAGUUACGAACCUUCUCAGUGCAGAAGGAGCCGGGCCUGGAGGAGAACCCGUACUACAACAAGUACCAGGACAAAAUCCAGAAGCUGCGCAGUGCCAAACCCCAGGAGUUCAAGGCCCGAUUGGAGAAGCGGCAUGAGUCGCAGAAAGAAGUUCUGGGACACUCCAAGCAGGCAGAGUUUGUCCAGCUGAUGGAACAGGAGCUAGAAAAAAGGGACAAGAUGACCACUGGUGACGGGGCAUCAGGAGGCUUCACCAAGAACAAGACGUUGGGUUCCAUCCUAAACCUGGAGAUGAUCAAGGCCAUGACGAGUGAGGAGAUAGCAGAGCUUUGGAUGAAAUACUAUUCUAGCAAAGACACGAUCAGCGCCGUCAUCCCGUCCCACAUGUAUGAGGUGAUCUUCAACCGCUCAAAGUCCUGCCCCAUGUUUCUGUACGCUCUGCCUCAGAAGGAGGGCUAUGAAUUCUUCGUGGGUCAGUGGUCCAGACAUGAGCUGCACUUCACCUCCCUCAUCAACAUCCAGAUGCUGGGUGAGAACGCCCCCAGUCAGCUGAUCCUCUACCACUACCCCGAGCUGAAGGAGGAGAAGGCCGUCGUGCUCAUGACGGCAGAGAUGGACCCCAAGUUCGUGACCGUCCACCAGGCGCAGUGUUUGGCCAAUCAGGUGCAGCUGUUCUACGGCACGCAGAGGCAGGAGACGUACCGCCUGGUGGAGAUGUUCAACCACCACCCGGCAGACUUCAAACACAUGUCGGUGAUAGCAGAGCUGGAGCAGAGCGGGCUGGGGUCGGGGGCCAGCCCGGGGGGCUCCUGAACUGGACCCGGGCUGUUUAAGAGCUGGAAAGCGAACUGAAAGGAGCAAAAACCGUCUGCGGGAAAUGAUAUGAAGGCAAUUCCCUCCCCUUUAGACUGGAUCAAAGGGACUUUGCUAACUAAGCUGGUGCUAAAAGCCCUCAUAUUUAAGAUUGAAUAAAUCCUAUAGAAACUGGAGGGAUCCAAACCUCUGGUAAUGGUUAAAGGUUCUACAGGCUGGGCCAUAAGUGGGUUUCCUUUUUAAGUCUAAAAUGAGUUACCAGCCUGUGCAGCUUCUGAAGCGAGCAGAGGGCAGAAGUCUGCAGAAAGCUUCGACUUUGGAACUUUUGAAUCCUGUGUGAAUUAUUUUGGCCCAUCUGUGAGAAUAAAACUCAAUGAGGUCUAACCUGUGUGUAAGCAGUAGUUUUAGUUUAAUAAGGUAUGGUUCCCUUUGACCACUUAGAGCAUCUGUCCAGACAUGGUCAUUGCUGUUCUCACACAGUGUCCUUCUCCUUCAGAUGAAGUUUUUACCUGAACAGCUGGCUCUCUGUAGCUGUUUGGUUUGGUCUCUUCUUUAUAGAGGUCCUCACUUUUGAAAAGGCCUAAAGAGCUUCCUGACUGAAUGAAGCCAUAACAAG